Molecule: messenger RNA, 4233 nt
Organism: Eriocheir sinensis (Chinese mitten crab)
Lineage: Eukaryota; Metazoa; Arthropoda; Malacostraca; Decapoda; Varunidae
Gene: Glo1
Product: lactoylglutathione lyase-like
Exons: 7
Coding region: 224-769 (181 amino acids)
Molecular function (GO): metal ion binding; lactoylglutathione lyase activity
Source: RefSeq, a predicted model, not a curated record
UUUUCCAGGAAGGCACACGAGUUUGGUCCUUAGCGGGGUGGCUGUGGGGGGUUAUAAAGGAAGCCUCUCACUGCCAGGGGUCACUUUACUCUGGCCACACGUCCUGCACACACUGUUGCUGGCUGACUUAGUAAUUAAAGGUGCGGUGGUGUGACAAGCUGUUGAGUGAUUCGGGUGCCAUAGUGAAGUGAUCUAUACCUGGUUUAAUUAACAAGUGACCACAAUGGCUGAACCACGACCUUUGACCGUUGAGGAGGCCGACGCUGCCUGUGCCGAGCCUGACGUCUCCACCAAGGACUUCAUCUUCCAGCAGACCAUGUACCGCAUCAAGGACCCCAAGGCCUCCCUGGACUUCUACACUCGCAUCAUGGGCAUGCGUCUCCUCAAGAAGCUGGACUUUCCCACCAUGAAGUUCUCGCUCUACUUCAUGGGCUUUGAGGCAGCUGAGGAUAUCCCUAAGGACGAGAAGGAGAGGACGGCGUGGUGCUUCUCCCGCAAGGCCACUCUGGAGCUGACGCAUAACUGGGGAACGGAGUCGGAUCCUGAUUUCAAGGGCUACCACAAUGGAAACUCAGAUCCCAGAGGCUACGGUCACAUCGGCUUCAUGGUGCCUGACGUGGAGGGCGCCUGUGCCCGUUUCGAGUCCCUGGGAGUCAAGUUUGUCAAGAAGCCGAAUGAAGGCAAGAUGAGGAACAUUGCCUUUGUCCAGGACCCAGACGGCUACUGGAUAGAGAUCUUCAACAACAACAACAUGAAGGAGAUGCUCUAAGGGGUCUGUAAGUAAAGUUGUCUUGUGGCCUCCAUGAAUUCUAGAUUAGCAUAGUUUUGUACCUGUAUUUUUAACCCAGUAGCUGCAGGGAACAUGUUUCUUAAAGGCCCCUCUAAGCGAGAAAAAUGAGAAAAAAAUCAUCACUCACGCAAACCAUUUCAUAAUAUAUAUCAACGCAUUUGUGAUCAGUUUAUGCAUUAUCUAUGGAGGUUUAUAUCAUGGCAAAAAUUUGGCCUGUCGCUGGUACACGGUAAAGCCACAAAUUUGGCCCGUCACUGCUACCGGGUUAAGGGAUAGUGAUGGCGGGGUUGUGGGUUCUCUUGGUUUUGCUUGUCUCUGGAAGCUGUGGGUUCUUAGUCAUCACUGUCAGGCUGGACAUGCUUUAGGUCAAUUAUGUACAGAUACUCUACCUAAAACACGUGAUGUACAUACAUGCUGUGGAUGAUAAGUCAAAGAUGGAUAAGUCCUCUUUGUCUCUUCCACUAAUCAAGCCACUACAAAGUUCUCUUCAGUCUAUUCACUUAUGGAAGCCACCUCAUAGUCCUCUCCAGAUUAUCCUAUUGAGGAAGCCACAGCAAAGUCCUUAUGAGUCUCUUCACUUGAGGGAGCCAGCCUGAAGCACUCGGUCCACAACAGUGCUGCCAUAGCAUAGACCAGCUGUGAACUGAUACCUGCCUCUAAUAUGCUACAUGAAUAAGCUUCUGUUUUAUUAGGGAGCUGGUUAGGCCAUGGGGCCAUGGCCUCUAAAGCCGUGGCAGUGCAAGUUGCCAGGGCACCAGUAAUACAGCAGAAUGUUUUCAAUCCACAACACUACUCGUGAAUUCAUUCACUUUCUGCCUUCCCUGUCUUUGAUAAAUCGAUUGUAGGUAUUUGGGGCAUUCCCAGGGAUAGUUUUAUGACCCUGGUGGUAGUUUAACCUUUCUUCUGUACCAUGAACCUAAAAGAACACUCAUUAUAACUCAAGUUAUCCCCUCUUUGACCUUUAGAAAUGGCUGAUGUGAGAAGGAAAAGUGUCUUAUAAUUCCAACUAUAAUGUUAAACUGUUAAAGACAGGGAAGGCAGAAGGUCAAUGAAUAAUACAUGUUCACGAGUAGUAUUGUGGAUCGAAAACAUCUGAGUGCUAAAGACUUAAUCAGAAUCCAACUAGGAAUAAAUAAGAUGGAUGCAAAGUCCCUACCUAUAAAAUAUUCAAAGUAGUGCCCCGCGCCGUGUAUAGUGACCCCGUAUAAUCGGCGCAAACACGGCUUGGCGGGCGGCGGGGGGCGUGAUUUGAUCGUGACGUGAUCCCCCAUUGAGGCGCGGUGUGUUGACUGUUGAGGUGUGAGGUACUCGUGCUCGUCAUCAGCCAUCAGGACCAUUAGACAUUCAAACUUACAAGGACAAGCUGGGCCUCACAACGGGCAGCCUCCUAUGUUGUGAUCCAAAGUAUGUUAGAUGAUGACAGUAUAUUCAUUAUUGUUUUUACUGUAUAUUGCCAUUGUUUUACCGUAAAUUAACGUUGUUUUACUAUAGAUUGACAUUGUUUUACCGUACAUGGCCGGAGCUGACAUUGGUUUACCGUAAUUUGCCCAGAGUUCAAACAUUCCCAUUACAUUAUACCGUUACUAUUGUUUUCGAGGGUUAUAAUAAUUGCCUUAGUCCAGUCUUUAAAGAGGAGGGUAUCAAGUCACCUCUCCACCUGAUAUUGACCUCUCUUUUGGGCACUCAUCUAUUCACUCGCCUACAGGGGCGGUGAUUAUGGGGUCUUUUUUUUUCAUUAUUAUUUGUUUUGCCCUUGAUCUGCUUCCAUUACUAUAAUAGAAAGUUCAGUUUUGUCCCAGGCCUCCAGGUUAGCUGCUAAAAAGUCAUGAUGUCUGCCCCAAGUCAUGCAAAUAUCCCAGUGUCAUGUGGUCCUGAUGGUAGGUUAGGGGAUAUCCUUGUGUGUUCGUGUAAUCAACAGCAAUUUAUUCACAGCGCACAUUAAGCUGCCUCUUGACAGUCACCGGAGUGCUCAGAUCUACAUGUCAAGCGUGUGUCCUCGAAAGUUUACAGGCCGUGAGAUGUUUCUUCUCGUAAAUUUUGUAUUGGUUUGAAAGCAUGUUGUUAGUUUACUGUGUACCGUUGCUGAGGUUUCAGGCCCCACUCUGCAGUCCGAUUUCUCUUUGUAAACUCAGUGAAAGACAGUCUGGGUACCACAUAAGUUGCUUUCUUGGUCUGGUUAGCCAUUUAAGUUGUUUUCUUUAUUUGUUUUGUCAUUUAAGUUGUUUAUCUUGUUUGUCACUUAGUUGUUUUCCUUAUCUAGUUUGUAAGUCCAGUCAGAUGAGGGGUCUUGUGGCCUUGAUGUACAGCAGAAGGGUGUGAGUUUGUAUCUGGCACACGGCAGCUACUAGUGAGAGAGGUAGCGCUCCCUCACCACCCAGCCAGGUACAGGGCGUUAGUCACUCAGCCACAAGAUUAUGCCAGAGGUCUACCGUCACUCACCCACAAGAAUAUGAAAUGCUUCCUUAUAUGUACCAUCACUCAGCCUUGAAAUUAUGAAUGGAAUACUUCUUUAAUGUACCAAGUUGUAUGUUUUAUUGUUUUGUGGUGUACGAGGUUUGAGGUGCCCUAAUUUUGUUCUUCCCACACUAUUCAGGUUUGUUUUGCUUCCAGGAGUUGUUGAUGCUUUUGUUAAUUGUAUGAGUAACUACAAUUGGUGCAUACUAAUUCGUGGUCUCCGAGUCACGCUCAGGUUGGUUUUGCCGCUCGCUUUGAUAACUCGCUCGUAAACACUGUCGUAAUAAUGCAAUGAAUCAAUCUUAAUACUGCCAUUUUAAGAAGGGUUGAUUUGCUCAGGUGUGAGGCAAGAUGUGUUAGUACUGAACGCUGCUUUGUGUGAGUGUUCCUUUGAUUGCAAUCCUGAUAUUAUUGUUAGUACACAUACCAUUACUAAGAAAGAGAGGACUCCAUUAAGAUUGUUAUAGUUGUUUUUUGGGGCAUUACUGUAUUAUUGUAUGAAUGAAAAGUUUUGGAUAUAUAGAUGAGGAUACAAAUUGUUAUGGCCAUAGCUCUGCCAAAUCUUAACUAAUGUAUACAGACUAUUUGAUACAUAGUACGUAGCUGACAUAUGAGGGAGGGAGUUCAGGUCCCCACCUAAACGGACUUCACAUAUGUGUCGGACUAUAAUAGGGUCCGAGGUAGACAAACAGAUGGAUGAAGAAUGUCCGUCAAUCAUCUGUCAGCGCUGGAACAACAGUACUUAUUAUGACCAUCAUGAUAUUUCUUUGUCAUAAAUUGUACCAACUCAGGAAUAUAUAGUUUGGUCGAGGUCAGUCCGUGGAAAACUCACUGCCAAUUGACUUCUUCCUGUUAUUACUAAAGGCAGUGUGAGCUUUUCUAGGGUGGACUUAAAGAAACUUGCUUGUGCCAAUAAAAUGUUUCGCUCUGUCAACCAGCAGAGUCUUGUAUGCCGGAGAAGUGAGGACAAUAAACAGGAAACAGCAGUA